This is a messenger RNA of Pieris macdunnoughi, 1158 nucleotides long. The record is from the annotation of a GenBank genome assembly. NCBI's taxonomy places the organism in Eukaryota, Metazoa, Arthropoda, Insecta, Lepidoptera, Pieridae.
AUGACUGUAACUAGUAAAAUGAAUAGUGUUUCCCGCCAAUCUCUGCUCAGCCGUCUUGGACCUGGCGGGCUCCUUUACACCGCUAACAAAAUACUAGCGGUUGCAUCUGGUAAAGAUGAAGAACGCUGGCGUGGGAAAGAGGAAGGCGCUCUGUUCAAGCGAUGGAGACGCCACGCCUCCUCGGAAACUUCUCCUAUAGUGUCUGCCCCUACAUCACCAUCCCAACCUUCGGAUUUGCUGAAAUUUUUGGCUAUUAAUGCACUAGAGUUGUCCGCACCGGCCUCGGAUGCGCUACUCAAGACUCGUUCUUCGGAAUGGUUCCAACUUUCCGGUCACCCGGGAUCUUUAGCACCCGCAGGACCUGGCACCGUUUGGAAACGCCGUUCUCCCGGCGACCACCCUUCACAUAACCCUGAACGUGACGCUUACGUUGCCCUCGCAUCCUGUCCCCACAUGCGGUCUGCCAUCCCACGUUACUACAGAGAACUGGAAUACGGUGGUGAACAUUUCAUUGAGCUUCAAGACUUAUUACACGGCUUCCGCGACCCUCACGUUAUGGACAUCAAAAUGGGAACCCGGACUUUCCUUGAAGAAGAAGUCAGCAACGCUAGGGCUAGAACCGACCUGUAUGAGAAGAUGGUCCGCCUCGAUCCCAAUGCUCCGACUGAAGCAGAGCAUACUGUGCGUGCCGUCACCAAACUAAGAUACAUGCAGUUCAGGGAACAAUGCUCCUCUUCAGCCGAGCAGGGAUUUAGAAUUGAAGCUGUAAAACUACCAGGACAGCCUCCAUUAACUGAUUUGCAGAAAGUAAAAGAGCCAGAACAUCUGACCGCUACAGUGGCCAAGUUCUUCGCUCGCAAUGAGCGCGCGCGCCGCUCAAUUGCUGCCCGUCUCCGCGAAAUAAGGGAACUUUUCGAAAACUCAGAGUUCUUCCGGACGCACGAGAUCGUCGGUAGUAGUAUAUUUAUAAUCUACGAUGAUGAGCGCGUCGGGGCGUGGCUAAUCGACUUCGCUAAGACCCGACGUCUUCCUGAGGGUUUGAGUGUAACGCAUCGCGAACCCUGGGAACAAGGAAGCCACGAGGAGGGCUUUCUGUACGGACUGGAUAGACUGAUAGAGACUAUAGAAACGGCUAAAUUACCUGAAGUGUCUCGUUGA